Sesamum indicum (sesame) is the source of this 3870-nucleotide messenger RNA. RefSeq names its product Beta-glucosidase, GBA2 type family protein. Gene Ontology annotation, cellular component: membrane. Gene Ontology annotation, molecular function: glucosylceramidase activity; beta-glucosidase activity. Lineage: Eukaryota; Viridiplantae; Streptophyta; Magnoliopsida; Lamiales; Pedaliaceae. The record is from RefSeq and is a predicted model, not a curated record. Gene Ontology annotation, biological process: glucosylceramide catabolic process; carbohydrate metabolic process.
UUUUGAGUUUUCAUCUCUCUCUAGAAUUCCUUCCGUAAAUAUAUAUACGUAUAUAUGUAGACAAUUAGAUACAGUGAGAGAAAGGUGUGGACUUGGAGGGUGUGAGUGUAGUCAUUGUUUUGUUAUCACCACCUGGCGUUUCCGCAGAGCUCCAUGUUUCCAGGUGGUGGAUCCUCUCUUCUCUCAACAAAAGCCCAGUAAAUAAAGAAAAAGAGAAAUUAUAAUUUCCCCUCAAACCCACUGUAAAAUCACUGAAAGUUGAGACCAAUCUUAUUUUUAGUCUUUUCUAAGCAAAAUCUAAAUCCCAAGAUUUUCGAUCCCGACUUACCUAUUUAUCACCCCUGAUAUUUCUGCUUCUCUUACCUUUUAUUUGAGGUUUUAACAUUCAAGGGUUGGAAAUUUUUGGAAAAAGUUUCAAGAUUUUCUGUAGUAGCGUUUAGAGGGAAUCCAGAAGUGGGUUAGCUUUUAAGAUUUGGUUUUGGGAGGAUUUGAAGCUAAGUUUUGGGUUUUGAUUUUCUUUCACUGCGGGUGAUUUUCUUUUAUAGAUAUAGCAACUCUGAGAGUUUUGGGUCAUUGGGUUUAUGAGCUCUUUUGAUAAAAAUUCAAUCUUGAGUGCUUGAGGAGUUUUGCAUACAACAGUAGAGAUAGGAAGGGUGAAAAUGGUCAGCGGAAAUUUGUUUCAUAGUAGAAGGAAUUCAUGGCCGCCAGAAGAGUAUAUAAAUCGAGCAACUUUGCAGUUGUUUGAUUUUGACAGUGAGGCCCCCCCUGAACAAGCAUGGAGAAGGAAAUUAAAUUCCCAUGCUAGUAUUCUUAAAGAAUUCAGUGUUACGUUCACAGAAGCCAUAAAAAUGGUUCGACUCGGAAUACGCCUGUGGCAUUACAUACGGGAAGAGGCAUCUCAUGGCAGAAAAGCACCAAUAGAUCCUUUUACUCGGGAAAGUUGCAAACCAUCUGCAUCACAAGGAGUUCCGUUGGGUGGGAUGGGAAGUGGUAGCAUAUCGAGAGGUUUCAGAGGGGAGUUCCGGCAUUUCCAAAUACUUCCUGGUACAUGCGAGACUUCUCCUGUGAUGGUCAACCAAUUCUCUAUUUUCAUAUCUCGAGAUGGAGGGAACAAGAAGUAUGCAUCUGUUCUGGCACCUGGCCAGCAUGAAGGUUUAGGGAAGUCUAGUGAUCAAGGUAUAUCGUCAUGGGGAUGGAAUUUGACUGGUCAACAUUCCACGUAUCAUGCACUAUUUCCAAGGGCUUGGACUAUAUAUGAUGGUGAACCAGACCCAGAACUGAAAAUUUCUUGUCGCCAGAUAUCACCAUUUAUACCGCAUAAUUAUCGGGAGAGCAGUCUUCCUACAUCUGUAUUUGUUUACACUUUGGUUAAUACUGGAAAGGAAAGGGCAAAGGUCAGCCUUCUUUUCACUUGGGCGAAUUCUAUUGGAGGUAUCUCGCAUCUAUCAGGAGAUCAUGUCAACGAGCCAUUCAUUGGUGAAGAUGGAGUUUCAGGCGUGCUGCUACAUCACAAGACAGCGAAAGAUAACCCUCCUGUGACUUAUGCAAUUGCUGCAUGUGAAACUCAGAAUGUAAGCGUGUCAGUUUUGCCCUGUUUUGGCCUGAAUGAAGGAAGUUGCGUUACUGCAAAAGAUAUGUGGGGCAAAAUGGUGCAGGAUGGGCACUUCGAUCGGGAGAACUUCAUGAAAGGACCUAGCAUGCCAUCAUCACCUGGAGAGACAUAUUGUGCUGCAGUUUCUGCUUCUACAUGGGUUGAACCGCACGGAAAGUGCACUGUUGCAUUUGCUGUUGCUUGGUCGUCUCCUAAAGUUAAAUUUUGCAAGGGGAAGGCCUACCGAAGGAGGUACACAAAAUUCUAUGGCACUUCGGAAACAGCAGCUAAGGACCUGGUGCAUGACGCACUUACCAAUUAUCCGCUGUGGGAGGAAGAGAUUGAAAAAUGGCAGAACCCUAUUCUCAAAGACGACCGACUGCCUGAGUGGUACAAAUUUACCCUGUUCAAUGAGCUCUAUUUUCUAGUCGCUGGAGGAACAGUUUGGAUUGACUCGAAAAUACCAGCUGAGGACUCAAGCGGUAUCAAGUCUAUAAUCACGAACAGUAAGAAAACAAAAAAAACCAAAGCAAGGAUAGUUCACAGAUCCACUGCAGUUGUGAAAGAGGCUGCAGUAAAUGGUUCUGAUACUUCUGUAAAUGUUGAUCCAGUGGAAGGUGGAGAUAUAGCUUCUAGAAGAUCUUCAGAUGAAGAAGAGUCGACCACUUGUGGGAAUGGUGGUGGAGAGAACUGCUUUUCAGCUCCCUCUAAUAAGUUGACGGAACCCAUGAACGACGAUGGCGAUGUAGGCAGGUUUCUGUAUCUGGAAGGUGUCGAAUAUAUAAUGUGGUGUACGUACGAUGUGCAUUUUUAUGCGUCUUUUGCCCUUCUUGAGCUGUUUCCCAAAAUCGAGCUCAGCAUUCAGCGUGAAUUUGCGGAUUCUGUGUUGUCAGAGGACAGAAGAAAAGUGAAGUUUUUAGCGGAGGGGAACUGGGGAAUUCGCAAGGUUAAGGGAGCUAUUCCUCACGAUCUUGGAACACAUGAUCCAUGGCAUGAAAUGAAUGCAUACAAUAUACACGACACAAGUAGAUGGAAGGAUCUGAAUCCGAAGUUUGUUCUUCAGGUGUAUAGGGACUUUGCUGCAACAGGAGAUUUUUCUUUCGGGGCAGAUGUAUGGCCUUCUGUUCGUGCUGCAAUUGAGUACAUGGAACAAUUUGAUAGGGAUGGCGAUGGUCUUAUUGAAAAUGAUGGGUUCCCCGAUCAAACAUACGACGCUUGGACAGUUCACGGUGUGAGUGCUUACUGUGGUUCCUUAUGGCUUGCUGCACUGCAAGCUGCUGCGGCAAUGGCCAUCCAGUUAGGUGACGAGGCCUUUGCGGAGAAAUGCAGAUGCAAGUUUAUUAAAGCCAAAGCUGUUUUUGAGCAAAAACUAUGGAACGGCUCAUAUUUUAACUAUGACAGUGGGUCUAGCAAUAACAGUAAAUCCAUCCAAGCUGAUCAACUUGCUGGACAGUGGUACACUGCAGCUUCAGGCUUGCCUGAUCUCUUCGAUGAUCAGAAGAUCCGGAGUGCGCUCCAGAAAAUCUAUGAUUUUAACGUUAUGAAGGUUCGAGGAGGUAGGAUGGGCGCAGUAAACGGAAUGCAUCCUAAUGGUAAGGUGGAUGAGACGUGCAUGCAGUCUCGUGAAAUAUGGACUGGGGUAACGUAUGCUGCAGCUGCUACAAUGAUUCAUGCUGGAAUGAAAGAGCAGGCUUUCGCCACGGCAGAAGGUAUAUUCAUAGCCGGCUGGUCAGAAGAGGGAUACGGAUACUCAUUUCAGACUCCAGAAGGCUGGACAACUGACGGGCACUUCCGAUCUCUCAUAUACAUGAGGCCGCUCUCCAUAUGGGCGAUGCAGUGGGCAUUGUCUACGACUAAAACCAUGCUCGAGCCCCCCAAGAUCAAUACAAUGGACAGGUCACAUGCAACCCCUUCCUCUCAUAACGAAAGCGGUGUUAGGGCGGUAGCAGGCAAAACAAGGUGCUUUGGCAAUGCGGUAUUCCACUGUUCCUGUUAACUUUCCAUGUAAAUCUCUCCACAAACAUGUACUUGCUUCCUUGGACUCUAAUUCUGAUCAAAGCAGCUUCAGAGUUCGACGGGAAGUAUGUCUUCGCGAGAAGGCAGUGAUGGGAAUUCAAAAUAUAUCUGGAUAUUUGUUGUUAUUUAACAGGGAUUUUGUGCAGUCUAUAUAGAUCCCGUCCACUGUAAUUCAUUCAUUCUUCCCCUUGUAAAGGUGUAUCCCAGUACAUGAUGCCUUCUCAAUGAUAAGGAAUUUGUUCUGCUUGAAAAGCAUGGGUGGA